Molecule: messenger RNA, 911 nt
Organism: Neoarius graeffei (lesser salmon catfish)
Lineage: Eukaryota; Metazoa; Chordata; Actinopteri; Siluriformes; Ariidae
Gene: lcn15
Product: lipocalin 15
Exons: 7
Coding region: 106-687 (193 amino acids)
Molecular function (GO): small molecule binding
Source: RefSeq, a predicted model, not a curated record
UGGCUGUCUACAUAAAACCCCCAGGUUCCUGGGAACAGCAGUCACUGAUUUGCAGCCUGAGCUUUGCUUUUAAACAUACAAAGAGAGCCUGGAUUACUGUUUAACAUGUUGCUGGCUGUGGCGAUUCUGUGUAGUGUAGUGCUAUGGACGCACUCCUACAACUCCACCGAUAUUCAGCCCCAGCCGGAUUUCAAUCUGGAACAGUUUACAGGUGAAUGGUAUCGUGUUGGCUGGGCUUAUGACCAUCCAUUAGUUAUUAAAAACAGAAACUCCUUUCCAAUCUCAAGAGGCUAUCUGAUCGCUAAUGAAAAUGGAGGCGCCAACCUUACCAUGUGGACAAUGAAUCGCGAAAAGACUUGCAAUGAAGAUUCUUUUGUGUAUGACAAGACGGAGACUCCUGGAACUUUUUCUUAUUUCAGUUCAAGGCACAAGAUUGAAAAGGACAUUACAGUGGUGGAGACUAACUACACUGACUACGGGGUCGUCCUGAAAUACAAGAAUAUGAACAAAGAAUACACUCAGCUGGCUCUCUAUGGCCGAAAGCCAGAAGUCAGGCCAGAGGUGGUUGAAAAUUUCAGAUCGUUUGCCUUGUCUAUGGGGUUUCCCGAAGAAGCCAUCAUUACACCAACCAUUUUGGACCCAUGUCCUCUUCCACAGCCAAGUAAUGUGACAGAACUGCUGCGCUAGAAGAGUCAAUGUUCAUCAUUUCUUGGCUCACCGGUCCAGCUGAUCUGAAGUAGUUGAAAUAGAACUGUUAUCCAGAAGUUAUCCAGAUGUUAUCCACUUUGCUAAAGAAAAAUUCUGUGCAACAUUGUUGGUGCUUGUCAUUAUUUUCUAAUCAUGUGUAUUCCUCUUAUGUACAGUAAAUACUCAGUAAUAACAGACUGAAUCAGUUAUAUACUGCUGAUUCU